This is a messenger RNA of Fomitopsis serialis, 1472 nucleotides long. RefSeq names its product mitogen activated protein kinase-like protein. The transcript has 9 exons. Gene Ontology annotation, biological process: protein phosphorylation; intracellular signal transduction. The record is from RefSeq and is a predicted model, not a curated record. Gene Ontology annotation, molecular function: ATP binding; MAP kinase activity. NCBI's taxonomy places the organism in Eukaryota, Fungi, Basidiomycota, Agaricomycetes, Polyporales, Fomitopsidaceae. Bases 135 to 1148 code for a protein of 337 amino acids. Gene Ontology annotation, cellular component: nucleus; cytoplasm.
GUCUAAGCAUUGGCGGGGAGACAACACUGACUGGGCGGUGGCCUCCCGACGACCAUCCCAGACGUUGCCUCCUCAGCGCUCGGCCUCAGCACCCUCGCCAUCCCGCAAGCAUUCCGCCUCCAACCCUCCCCGUCAUGGCCGACGCGGAAGACCGCGUGGCGGCGAGCAACUUUGUCGUCGGCUCCAACUACCAGAUCCUCGAUGUGAUCGGUGAAGCGCAUAACCCCUUCGAUCACUCCAUGUUCUGCCUCCGCACCCUCCGCGAGAUCAAGCUCCUUCGGCACUUUCAUCACGAGAACAUCAUCUCCAUCCUGGAUAUCCUCCGCCCGCCAAGCCUGGAGGAGUUCAAAGAAGUCUAUCUCGUACAGGAACUCAUGGAGACGGAUCUCCAUCGUGUCAUCCGCACCCAAGAGCUCAGCGACGAUCACUGCCAGUACUUCAUUUACCAGACGCUCCGAGCAUUGAAGGCAUUGCACUCGGCUGAUGUGCUCCAUCGAGAUCUCAAGCCAUCCAAUCUACUUCUAAACGCCAAUUGCGACCUCAAGCUUUGUGACUUUGGACUUGCACGUUCCGCACGCCCGCCUCCUAACUUUGCGAACGACAGCAGUACAUUCAUGACUGAAUACGUCGCGACGCGGUGGUACCGUGCGCCAGAGGUCAUGCUCACCUUCAAGGAAUAUACACGAGCGAUCGACAUCUGGAGCGUCGGCUGUGUCCUCGCAGAAAUGCUUAGCGGCAAGCCUCUCUUUCCCGGCAGAGACUAUCACCACCAGCUUUCUAUCAUUCUGGAUGUCCUCGGGACACCCUCUCUUGACGAUUUCUACGCCAUCACGUCUCCGCGGUCAAGAGAGUACAUUCGUGCCCUACCAUUCCGGAAGAAGAAGCCAUUUAGUAUGCUCUUCCCGACUGCGAAUCCAUUGGCUCUGGAUCUCAUGGACAAAUGUCUUACAUUCAGUCCGAAACGUAGGAUCGAAGUCGAUGAAGCUUUGAAGCACCCAUAUCUAGAGGCUUACCACGACCCGCAAGACGAGCCGACGGCAGAGCCACUUGACCCCUCGUUCUUUGACUUUGACUAUGGCGAAGCUCUCGGCAAGGAGGAGCUGAAAGUGCUGAUCUACGACGAGGUUACGCGGCCACACCCGCGGUAACCCCUGCUGAUUGCUUUAGUGUGAGUGUAAGAUGUGCGUUGAGCAGCCAAUACCCCGCGGCAGGCCGAAAAGUACCCUGGCCAUUAAUGUGUACAUGUAUGUAUCUAUGACGGGGCGAUCUAAUGGAUCUAUGUCGCUCGCAUGUUCUGUCCAGUUGUACAGUGUACUUAUGCAUCCGUGACCGUCUGACUGGAGCAUGCCGCCAUGGCCAGUUGGUGUGAGGCGCGAUCGUGUGGCGUGCGAUCGUACAUACGUCCUCGAUGACGUCGAACGUGUCGCCGACGUUGAGCGACGUUAUGUUUAGAGACACAUACUUAAGCUGCC